This is a messenger RNA of Leptidea sinapis, 1652 nucleotides long. RefSeq lists its product as uncharacterized. The record is from RefSeq and is a predicted model, not a curated record. Gene Ontology annotation, molecular function: peptidyl-prolyl cis-trans isomerase activity. Gene Ontology annotation, biological process: protein peptidyl-prolyl isomerization. The coding region runs from base 181 to 1395 and encodes 404 amino acids. Lineage: Eukaryota; Metazoa; Arthropoda; Insecta; Lepidoptera; Pieridae. The transcript has 10 exons.
AAUUGAAAUGUUGUUAAAGAAAAUUUUUGGCGUAAAACUAAAGUUUAAUCAAAUAUAUAUGUACCUAUUAAAUUCUUGUGUAAAGUAUCAUUCUGAAAUCUUAAGCCUUGUUAAUUUUUAGUUACAUAAACAUUUUAUUUUCCUGUUGUUGACCGCGAGAUUCUGUAAAGGCUGUAGAAAAUGCAUCCGCUCCGUGAGUAUAAAUGUGAUGAGCUGUUGAACAACCCACUCCUGCGGACUCCUCCACCGGAACCUGAGAAGCCACGGCCUCCACGAAUCAGGAAGCCGAGGGAAUUUAAGCUGCCUCCAAGAUUUCCUUUACUGGACAAGGAGUUUUACGCAUCGUGGUGCAACCAUCAGAAAGAACUACAAAUGACUCUUCAUAGAGUAGACGACAGUCCACCCGAACUAUUUCCCGAGCUGUAUCUGAAGCCUCGCCGACUCAACUAUUAUGCGAAGCAGCUAGAAGAAAAUAUGAACGUAAACAAGGAUUUACUGAAAAGAAUUAAUAUUAUUCAGCGGACUGGUGGUUUUGUAGAUUGCUGGAUGCGACCGGAGCCAACUGAUACUUAUAAUAAGCUGUUAUGCAAACAAAGACAACGAGCACUUAAUGAAAUACGAAAACAAAAUCUUUACUUUUAUUCCAGACUGUUGAUAGCGAGAUCAGAGCAGCCUUUGACAAAGGAAUUAGAGAGAAUGUGGAAGGACACAAAACACAAACUCAUCUUGGGUGCAUCAUUGCCCUUCAUAUUAUUUAAAACUGAAAAACUCGAUCGGGACAUACGAGAUCCAGCUUUUGAUAAGCCUUUACAUGUAUAUCGACCAAAAGUAUCUAUGGAGAUCUGGGUUCAAGGAGGCUCCAAGAUAGGCCGCGUGACUAUAGAAUUGUUCAGUGACAUAGUGCCAAGGACGUGUCAUCUGUUUUUAAGCUUAGCCAAAGGUGAUGCCAAAGGUCACGCCUACCAGGGGACCAGGCUGUUCAGAAUUGUACCAGAUUUAUACUGUCGGGGUGGUGACGUCCUCAAGGACAACGGGUUUGGUUGCUAUGUGCCGGAGAGCUUCGACGAACCAUUGGAACCUGAAUCUCUCCAAUUAAAACACACAGUUCCGGGGGUGCUCUCAAUGGCAGUGUCGUCUGACAACGAAGUCUAUGGACAAUUCAACAUCAUCUUCAAACCCUUGCCGCAGUUUGACGGAAAACAUGUUGUAUUUGGAAGGAUCGUGGCUGGCCCAUUUCAAGCGUUGGAACGAAUUAGUGCGUUGGGGCUGCCUCUAGGUACUACCACUUCAGACUGUAUAAUUAGAUACUGUGGAUGGUUUACGCGCAACGGCCAAUACAAGGAAGGCCAACCUAAUACCAUCAAGUUUCCUCCACGACGCAAAGGUGGCAGCUGAGAGGGAACAGUUCGGGUUAGACAAAGUGCUAUAUGGAAGAUGUAACACUGAAUGCCAACAUAACAAGUAAUAGACGCAUUGUAGUAUUUUUUACAACCUAACAUAUUUUAUUACAAGAUGUAAAACAGGCAAAUUCGGUCAUGGUUAACACUGUCAUCAUCGCAUUAUUUUAGUACAACAAACAUUAUUAAAUUUUACUUGUAUUCCGAAAGAAUUUGUUUCUACGGCUUACGAUGGAAAUAAAAAUUUGUUUUUUA